Plasmodium fragile is the source of this 1212-nucleotide messenger RNA. RefSeq lists its product as uncharacterized. Gene Ontology annotation, molecular function: RNA binding. NCBI's taxonomy places the organism in Eukaryota, Apicomplexa, Aconoidasida, Haemosporida, Plasmodiidae. The record is from RefSeq and is a predicted model, not a curated record. Bases 1 to 1212 code for a protein of 403 amino acids. The transcript is spliced from 10 exons.
AUGACGAGCGGUGGUGAAACGGACAGAGGGGAGCAGAGCGUCGAGGUGGCAAACGAUGGCGAGCCCGAAACGAACCUAAAGGGGAAAGAGAAGCAGCUUUUCAGGAAGCCAAACCACAGAAACAAAAAGAUAAACAAAAAAAAAAAGAAAAAAAAAAAAUUGAAGAAAAAAAAGGAAAAGAAUAUGUUGAAGAAACAGGAAGAAAAUAGCGCCGCGAGGGGUAGAGAAGAAGGUGGUGAUAGUGGUAGCCCCUGUGAGGUGAACCAAGACGAGGAACAAACAGAAGGGCAGCAGAUAUCGUCGAUCGUUUCAUUUUUGAAGAGGAAUGAAAGGCCUCCUCGGUCUAAUGAAGAAGGUGGUAAGGCGAAUGAGAAGCAGCCCACAAACAGGAAGAAGACAAAAGGGAAGCCACGAUAUUGCGACGAAGUGUCACAGGAAGAUAAAGCUAAGCGAACCGUUUUCAUUGGGAAUCUUCCACUUAAGGACAUGCACAAAGUGAAGCUGCUACGGUUGUUGGAUUUGAAGAAGUCCGCUGUUGAAUCGGUCCGCUUUCGAUCUCAACCUAUGGAGGAGGCGUACGCCGGGAGGAAAAAGUUGGGGGUCAUUUUGAAGAAGUUUACGGAUGCCAAGGACAACCAGAACGCCAUCAUCACUCUGAAGAAGGAGGAGAGUCUGCCCGAUUUGCUCAGCAAAAAUGGAAUGGUUUACGAGGGCUAUGUGCUUCGAAUAAACAUGCUGGGGGAGAAGCCCAACUUCAACAGGAAGAAGUCUGUGUGCAUAAAGAACUUAGAUAGGAAGUUGAACGAGUCAGAUUUGUAUAACUUGUUGAAGGACGUGGACGAGAUAAAAGGCAUCCGCAUUUUGAGGGACGAACGGACGAGCGUGUCCACGGGAGUCUCCUUUGUCCUCUUCCAAAACAGAAGCUCCGUUAAGAAGGCCAUUAAUAUGUUUCACGGCCACUCAGUAAAUGGCCGUGAACUUGUGGUUGAGAAGAUUCAACGUGUGGACAAUGCGCGGGAUGCACCCAAAGAUGUGACCAAACAAAGCAAAAAGGUGAAACGAACAAUUCGGAAGAAUCCCCGGGAGGAGCAGAAGAUGGGCCAUGGGAAGGGGCACAAGAGUAGCCACCACAAGGCCUACAGAGCAAGACGCAAGAAGAAGUACGUGCGGAGGAAGCGCAAGGGCGACGCUGCUGCCGCUGGGGAGGAUUAG